This is a messenger RNA of Gossypium raimondii (Peruvian cotton), 804 nucleotides long. RefSeq lists its product as uncharacterized. The transcript is spliced from 4 exons. Bases 83 to 568 code for a protein of 161 amino acids. The record is from RefSeq and is a predicted model, not a curated record. Lineage: Eukaryota; Viridiplantae; Streptophyta; Magnoliopsida; Malvales; Malvaceae.
AUGGUCCAGAAAUGGCCACGCUACAACAUCCUUAUCCAUUGUCAAACUCGGAGUUCUAAAAACGGUAUAAGGAAAAAGGCUGAUGUCGAAGGAUCUGCUAGUUUCCCACUGUUAUUACCAAUCCAAAACAAUGGUAGCAUCAACAGCAGCCGUCACUUUUCCCGGUCCUGGUGGCCUAAUCUCAGGCAGAGCAAGACCAAGAAGCAGGCCAGCAGGGGUGAAGUUACAGCAACAAAGACCAUCAUCCAUUAAUAUACACAUUAUUAGCCGGAUAUCAUCACAAUCAAAAUCAUUAGGGCCACUAAAAGCAGCAUCUGGUGGUGGAGUUCCACUUCCGCCAUUGGAUUUGACAGAGGAAAAUAUUGAACUUGUCUUAGCUGAUGCCCGUGUAGAGCUUGCUCAGCUUUUUGACACUGAGGUUGGCAUAACAGGUCAAGUUGAAUUAUCGGAAUUGGAUGGACCCUUUGUGAAGAUUAGUCUCAAGGGUCGAUUUUGGCACAAACGUACCACGGUUGUAGCCAGAGUCGGAAAUUAUCUGAAGCAGAGAAUCCCUGCAAUUUUUUGUUGAAAUUGUUUCUAUUUCCGUGUCAGGAAAUCCUGGUGGUUGAGAUUGAAGAUGAGAAACAAUUAGAUGACAGCCCUGAAAACUUCUGAGACCCUGAGAUGACCCUAGGGUCGUUUAUUCAUUUUAGUUGCUUUCAGUUUAGGCCCUUUUUUUAUUAUUACUAUUUUUGCAGCUCAAUGGAUACAACUCUAGAGGGAAAAAGACUUUAAUCCGUUAAUUUAUAAACUAUGUGAUUUUCA